CUCGAUUCCAGAAUACGCGUUUGAAUCAUUUUAUCUCUCAAGUUUCGAAGCAGAUUACUCUGAGCUUCUCAUAUGGCGUCGAUUGAGCGUGUCAAAGUAACACAAAUCUUGGACAGCCGUAGCAAUCCCAUGAUUGAGGCAGAAGUUCAACUAACAGACGAGAUCCUCACCAGAGCCACAGUUCCUUUUUAUGAAUCCACUUUGCUUCUUGGUGGAUUCAAACAACAUGAUAAAUGGCCCGAAAGCCAGGAUUUUGAGAAAAUCAAUCGUAUUAUUGGUCCAGAAUUGAUUGGCAAGAACCCUACUGACCAAACUGGUAUUGACAACUGCUUGCUGCAACUACUUGAUGGAGCAGUUAAUGAAGAGCUUAGAGCAAUCGGAUUGGCAGUUUCUAUAGCAGUCUGCAAAGCAGGGGCUCGUGUUAUGAAUAUACCACUUUAUGAGCAUAUUGCCAACCUUGCUCGAAACAAGACCUUGGUGAUGCCAGUUCCUGCUUUCAAUGUCAUCAAUGGUGGAUCACGUGCAGGAAACAAACUUACAAUGCAGGGGUUCAAGAUCCUACCCGUGGGAGCUUGUUCUUUCAGAGAGGCCAUGGAUAUGGGAAUGAGAAUAUAUUUCCAUUUGGAGGCUGUGAUAAAGACGAAAUAUGGCCAAGAUGCAACAAAUAUUGGUUAUGAAGGUGGCUUUUCCUCCAGCAUUCAGGGGGACAAUGAGGCACUUGGGUUGCUCAAGACAGCCAUUGAUUAUGCUGGUUUAACUGGAAAAGUGGUUAUUGGAAUGGAUGUUGCUGCUUCUAAGUUUUAUGGAACAGACAAAACAUAUGAUCUGAACUUCAAAGAAAAGAAAAAUGAUGGGUCACAAAAGAUCUCAGGAGUUGCCCUUAAAAGCAUUUACAAGUCAUAUGUGGCUGAGUACCCAGUCGCUUCUAUUGAAAAUCCAUUUAACCAAGAUGACUGGGAACACUACUCUAAUCUUACCAGUGAAAUUGGAGAGGGAGUACAGAUUGUGGGAGAUAAUCUCUUGGCUAACCCAAAGACAGUCGAGAAGUUUAUCAACAAGACAACAUGCAAUUCCCCCUUUCUCAAGGUGAAGGAGUUACUGAUUCGUUUAUGCAUUAGAAAGAAAGUAGAGACUGAGGGAGAGAUCACUAUCCCAAAGAUGGUUGAGAUGGCAAUCAACAAGAAAUCAUGCAAUGCCCUUCUUCUCGAGGUUAAUCAAAUUGGGUCUGUUACUGAGAGCAUUGAAGCUGUGAAAAUGUCCAAGCUUGCUGGUUGGGGUGUCAUGGCCAGCCACCGCGGUGGAGAGACAGAGGACUUCAUUGCAGAUCUCUCUGUGGGUUUGGCAAUGGGUCAGAUCAAGACCGGAGCUCCUUGCUGGUCAGAGCGUCAUGCAGUGUACAAGAAGCUCAUGCAGAUCGAAGAGGAGCUUGGGUUAGAAGCAACUUAUGCUGGAGCCAACUUCCGCAAGCCUGUUGAGCCUUACUAGAUUUUGUUAGAGACGAUUGUGUGUGUGGCAUUAUGUAGAGAUCUGUGUAGCUUUUCCUUGCAACCAAUAAGUUAAUUGGUGUUGGUUCAAAUCCCUUGGCACGUCAAAUCUGAAUUCUGUCAGUAAAAUUCCUAUUUGCUGUUGGAUUCUUCA
Macadamia integrifolia is the source of this 1638-nucleotide messenger RNA. RefSeq names its product enolase 1-like. Gene Ontology annotation, molecular function: phosphopyruvate hydratase activity; magnesium ion binding. The transcript is spliced from 18 exons. Gene Ontology annotation, cellular component: phosphopyruvate hydratase complex. Gene Ontology annotation, biological process: glycolytic process. The record is from RefSeq and is a predicted model, not a curated record. Bases 73 to 1485 code for a protein of 470 amino acids. Lineage: Eukaryota; Viridiplantae; Streptophyta; Magnoliopsida; Proteales; Proteaceae.